Molecule: messenger RNA, 30947 nt
Organism: Podarcis lilfordi (Lilford's wall lizard)
Lineage: Eukaryota; Metazoa; Chordata; Lepidosauria; Squamata; Lacertidae
Source: the annotation of a GenBank genome assembly
CUCCUCUGCUAGCGCUGGCGCUGCUGGGGGCCGAAGUGGGAGAGCGAGAGGAAGAGGUGGUGGGGGGCGGGGGGGCGAAGCGGGCGGACGCGCUCCAGAGGCCAGUGGGUGGGGCAGGCAGGCAGGCAGGAGGGCGCUGCUCCUGUUCUCGCGGGAUCCCCGGAGCGGCCGCUGCUUCGCCUGGCGCUGGCUGGAGGCGAGCGGCGAGCGCCGGGAGAGGAGAGCCGAGGGGGGCGGGGCGUGUGAGCGGCCAUGGCGGGGCAGCAGUUCCAGUACGAUGACAGCGGCAACACCUUCUUCUACUUCCUCACCAGCUUCGUGGCCCUCAUCGUCAUCCCCGCCACCUACUACCUGUGGCCUCGGGACCAGCACUCGGGUGAGUAGGAGGCGAGGGCGAAGCCGCUCCAGCUCCUCCGGCCGCGGUGGGCCUGGCGCCGCCGCGUGUGGGUGGCGAGCCCCGUCCCUCUCCUCUGGCGGGUCCCGGGAAGCGUGAGACCCGCAGCGUCCCCUCGAGGGGCUUCGCGCUCUCCCUCCCCGAGCUCCUUCAGCUGAGCUGCUGGGAAGACGCUGCCGGUCUCACGCCGCUGCCACACUCCUGAAAGGGCUGCCAGUCGAGGCUCUCUUUUCCUCCAGCUGUUUGGGUCGAGCCUCUGGAAGUGGGCAGAGGAAUCCUAGAAGAAGAGUGGGGUAUUUAUUUAUUUGAAAAAGGAACAUAUCAGUGUAGGUGUUUUUGGCUUGCAGGUUUUCAUGUUGCAGGACCUGCAAAUGCACAUCAGGUGCGUUUGGGGUGUCACGUGUGAAAGGAAGCCAAUAUUAACGCGUGGAAUGAAAGCCUAAGGCUUACGUAAACGUGGAGCAGGCAGCCCUCGUUGACUUCGCUGGAUGCACUCACUGACUAUAUACUCCAGAUCAGAGUCCUAUAUUCAGUGCUUGAUCUAUCUGGGGAAGAUAUCACGGACUGCUCUGUUUAAGUGGGUUAGGAGCUUUCAUGUAGAAAGGGAAGACUUUUUUCUUCCUGAUUGUGAGCAUGAGAGAGAUAAUGGCCAAGCAAUCUUCAUUACAUGGCUUCUUUGCCUGUGCACUGUGAAGCUGCCUUGGGAGGAAGUUGUAGUAGCUUGUAGCGUGAUAAAGAUGUGAAGUAAUGAUCCCUACCAUUUCAGUGAGUGCUUCAGAAUAAAUAGGUUUGUAUCAAGCUCUGUUUCGGUGUAGCUUUUAGCCUAAAACGAAUCUUCACUUGAGAACUUGGUAGUUAGUACACUGUACUCCACACCCCAUUCGACUUUGUAGUUUUAAUUUCCAGGCUCCUAGACGACUAUUGGGGAAUGUUUGCUGCUUCUCAGUAUUUAGAACAUAUGUCAUUAUGGACAAGGAUGCAAACAUUGUUGGAAAGUUCGAGAGGCUGAGAGUUUUUCUGAAGCUAGAUAGGAGGAGAAACCUGCUCCUGACCUUUGCAGCAAACCAGCCAGCAAAUAAUAGUAUCUCAUAGAUACUGAGCAUCCCUUGUUGCACCCCUUGUUACAGAGGUUGUGAAGUCAUGGAGGUUUAAAAGACUAACCAGCCAAAAAACCAACUUUGUUACUUGGUUCUGUUAAUAAAUAGGCAGAAAUAAGUAGGGAAUCAUUUUGUAACAUCUUACACUUCAGAAGCCUCUUUGCUCAGCUGAAUUUUUUUGUUAAGGUGCUGCAACAAGUAUUAGUUUAUGUCAGUAUCUAAAGUAGCUGUUUACAGAUGUCAGCAAUGGCUGAUCCUAAAGCCAAUAACACGUAUUUUGAUCUUCAUGUCAUUUGUGCACACAUUUUGAAAGUUAAUUAACCUGAUAUUCUAAUAGAAUAUCUGUUAGGACACAGAACACCUAAAAUAAUAAGUGUUUCCUUCAGGAUACAAGUUGAUAAAAGAACUGAUAGCAGAACUGGGCAGACAGUUUUCAUUCGACCCAAUGCAUUAUUGCAAAAGUCCCAAAAUGAGGGAAACUGUAUUUGCAACCAUCCCUGUCUUAUGUGGCAUUCUUCCAUACAAUACACCAUUGUACUAUGUUAAGUAAUACAAUACACUCUAAGAAGGACACGUCCUAAGUUUUGAAUCUGUCUUCCUGGAUUUUAUGGCUAUUUUUUUCUUCAUCCCUUAGCAUCAUCUGAAAUCAUUAGUCUAAUGGGAUCCUGAAGCUAGAUUGAAGCUGUCUAGUUUCCUGAUAUGUGGCUGGUGAUGCAUAUAUAUAAAGCAUCUUUGCCGGAUUCCUAGCCAACCUUUUCCUGAAAAGAAAGAGAUACUGCCAAGGAAUUCUGAAUAAUUUUCUGUUUCUGACUGGCUCUGAAUUAGAACCUGCUUUAACAUCCUCUUUUCAUUUAGUUUCAUAGUCCUUUACUGGGGAAAAGUAACCAUUGUUGUCCCACAUGCAACAGUGAAUUGUGGUUUGUUAUGGCUGUACUGGGCAAUAGUUCUCUCUCUUUUAAAGCAGGUCUGGAGGUUGAGGCAGAGUUCAUUUUUGAAAAACAGAAUGUUGCCCUGAGUGUUCACGCCAACUUUUUAAUUCUGAUACCUGAGUCUUCAAGGUAAACGGUAUGUUUGAAAACUAGUGCAGGGCUUGAGUUGAUGUUUGAGUUACCAGAUUGUGCCAUGAACUUUAUUCUGAAUUCCUAGUGGAGUACCGUAUUUUUCGCCCCAUAGGACGCACCGGCCGAUAGGACGCACCUAGUUUUGGGGGGGGGAAAUAAAGAAAAAAAAUUAUUCCCCCCCCCAGGUGCAGGGCUGGGGCGGGGGAAGCCCGAGCUUCCCCUGACCCCAGCCCCCAGAACAGGCUGCUAUCUGCUAGCCAUGGGAGAGCCGUGCGACUUCGCGCGGCUCUCCCACGGUUAGCGGAGCGCUGCGCGCCCCAAGCUUCUGGGUGCAGGCAAGCUCUCCGCUAGCCAUGGGAGAGCUGCGUCUCCCACGGCUAGCGGAUAGCUUCCUGAAGCCUGGAGAGCGCGCGGGGUCGGUGCGCACCGACCCCCCUCACUCUCCAGGCUUCAGCGAAAGGCUGCAUUCGCCCCAUAGGACGCACACACAUUUCCCCUUCAUUUUUGGAGGGGGAAAAGUGCAUCCUAUAGGGCGAAAAAUACGGUAAUUAUUGUGUUACAAACAAACUGACAGACUUUCAACUCAUUGGCAAACAGGUAAGUUAAACCAAAAGCCUGCCUUCGGUCAUCCAUAUAUCACAAUAAAACAUUUGCUUUAUAAUCUAUGGCAGGCAUAGGCAAGUUCGGCCCUCCAGAUGUUUUGAGACUACAGUUCCCAUCAUCCCUGACCACUGGUCCUGUUAGCUAGGGAUGAUGGGAGCUGUAGUCCCAAAACAUCUGGAGGUCCUAGUUUGCCUAUGCCUAGUCUAUGGCCUUGGUCAGACAUAACACCAAAUUACAUUACAGUCAUACCUCUUCUUGCAAACGCGUCAUGUUGCAUUUUUUUGGGUUAAGAACGCGGCAGACACGGAAGUGUUUACUUCUGGGUUUCACCACAUGCGCAGAAGCAUUCUGUGCAGUUUGCACAUGCGCAGAAGUGCUCUCUUGCAGUUCACGCAUGUGCAGAAGCACCACUCUGGUUGCGGACUUUUCAGGGUGUGAACGGCACCCCAGAACGGUUGGUGUCCGCAAACAGAGGUACCACAGUACUUGGACUUGUGAGUUUCUCACUCUCCCCUUUUCUUGCACAUCUGCAAGGAGAAGAUUGGAAAUUUUGGUUCCACUUUCAAUGAACCACUAUUUAAUUUUGUGUGUGAACCCUAAACUUUGGCUUAUUUUAAUGCUAGUUUAUUUGAAACAAGCCAGCUUCAUAAACCAUGGUUUGAAGUUGACAUAAACCACGGUUAAGAAUAAUUACAGUGUGUCUGGUUCAGAUGUAGCGCUAUACUGUGGUUAAAAAGUAAAGUGAAUGAUUUUGGUCUUUUCCUUUGGGCCAAGCUCGUGGACAUGCAAGUAGUAGUGCAUGAACCAGGGGCUUUUUCACAUGACAUAUAAGCACAGCCUAGCGUUGCAUCAAAAUCAGACCUCUGUCGAAAAUCUUAUUUAGCUACUUAAAAUUCUGUAUGUGGAAGCAGCUGUUGAACAACGUUGCUGCUUGUAAAUUAAAAGUGGCAAUUGGAAGAAGAAAUACACGUCGUUCUGCCAAACAUGGUGUUCCAGAGUUAGGCACUUUCUGGGGACUUGGCAUGCCAUCUGGUAUUGCUGCUUGUUUCCACCUCUGCCAUGCCAUGCUGGUGUCAGGGUUUUCUUCGCUUUGUCACACAAUGCUUGUAAAGCCUGUGUGUGUUUGUGUGUUGUGGAAACACUUCACAUUGCUCAGUGGUGUAUACUGUUUAGCAUAGCUGCAGCCAGCCUAAUUUUCCAAAUAUUAGGAACAGACUACAUUGCACAUUUGGCGGUUGAAAGGGUCAUUAAAUAAGCCAGCAUGUAUAAUUUAUGCCGUUUUGAAUAGUAUAUGCAAAUGGGCUUUAGGGACAAAAUUUUCAAAAAUGUGAUGGGGAAAGAGGUUAUACAACCGAUGGGGUAAAACUUCCUGGCGCCCUCUGGUUUUAGGAAAAUGUUGCAAUUUGUGCCGUUGCCAGAACUUGCUUUGCAGGUGGUGCACCUUGCGCUUCAGCCGUUGGCCACAAGCUGCGCAAUCAUGUGGCUGUCUAAAAUGUUUCCUUUAGAUUGUUUUCACCAUUGCACAGAGGAUGCACUUCUAUUCAUCAUGUAAUAAAGAUAAAGAGCAGUGUUGCUGAUGCUCUCUUUAUUCUUGUUUUGUAUAUAUGUGUGUCUAUAGAUCUGUUAACAUUUCGUUUUUCUCAGAUUGCAGUUCAGAAUGAUGAAAUGUGACAUAGGUUGGUGGUGUGAAUUGCAUGACUGGCCCUUGGAAGACUAUGAACAGCAAGAAUACUGGGCUGUAUCACACUCUUGCAGCAGCAGGGUUGAGCAGACUUGGAGAGUGCAAGUUACAGGAGGGAGGAAAGAGUGAGAAGUUCCAGUUUUAGGAGAGGAAAUCUUACUGCACACCACUGUCUUAAGUUGUUUAUGUUGGUGCUUUACAGUGCAGUCUUCGCUGUCUUAACUCUGAAGUAAGUUCUAUUGAAUUCAAUAGAGCUUACUCCCAGUUGGUGGGGUUAGGAUCACAGCCUUCCUGCUUCUAAUGCUGCAGAUGCACAACAUUGAUGCAUUUGAUUAAUGGUUGCAGACAGCUUCUAAAUAGCUUCUCAUCUGUGGUGGGUGAAUUACCCCACCCCCGUGACAAUCAAAGUUUAAUUUUGGGGGACAGAGAGAAACACAAAUUAAGGCAGAUACAUUGCUGGUAGGUAGGCAGGCAAACAUUAUGUAUCAGUGUCUUUUGGUAUACCUUUACUGCAAUCCAAUUUUGUAGAGUUAUUUUAACUUCUAAUGUGUAUUAGACCUAGUCGUAUAUCACAGGGUUUCAGUUUAAUAGGGAACAAUGUCUUAAGGUGUCCAAAAAUGAGGUGCUGCAUUUUUAACAAUCUUUAAAGGUUAUAACUUUUGCACUAUGAUAUGUGCACACAGAAGAAUGUGAAAUGGUACUCUUUGUUUCUUUUUUUUAAUAGGUGUUGUCAAAAUGGCUGUGGCGUUAAGCCUGUUGAAUUCAGCACCCUUCAGGUGGUGGUUCACUUCAAAUUCUUACAUCGCUUCUAAUGAUGGAAAAUUAACAUGCAGUUCAACUUGCCAUCCAUCUAUAUCAGGAGCAGAAUGUAUAAUUACUUAUUUUGCUGUUUUGGUUGAAGUUCCAUAGAAUAUUGCACUGCUUAGGGAAUGAUAAUGGGGCCUUGUUGGGCUGAGUUUACAGUAUUUCUAGAGAACCGAGCUAUCUUGGCACUGAGCAGUAAAUGUUCAUUUGAUAGCUCGGUGCCUGUCUGAUUAUUUAGAUCUCAGAGUUUUAACAUAUUGUGUAGGACUAUUCUAAAAAUAUUCAUGUUAUCAUUUGAGUAUAAAUCAUUACAUCCACCGCAGUAAAAAUCCUUACUGUGUAGAGUUGCUGGAAAACCAUUUGAUCAUGAAAAAUAGUAAAUUCUGAUUACCCUUGACUUAAGGUGAUUAUGAACGUCUGUGUGUGUGUGUGUGUGUGUGUAAGAGGUAUAUUGAGAAGCAGGUGUUCAGAUGACAAAAGUACAAACAAGCUGACUUCUGGCUGCUCCUUAGUAUGCAAACUUGCACAUCUACAGUGGUGCCUCGCAAGACGAAAUUAAUUCGUUCCGCGAGUUUUGUCGUCUUGCGAUUUUUUUCGUCUUGCGAAGCACGGUGUCGGGAAAGUUUUGGAAAAGCUUCAAAAAUCACCAAAGUCUUUAAAAACCUCAAAAAAGGCUACCACACCGCGUUCUAUGAGUUGCUCCUCGAAGUCAAGUCGCAACUGUAUUAACGGUGUUAAGAAAAAAGGAAACAAACUUGCAAGACGUUUCCGUCUUGCGAAGCAAGCCCAUAGCGAAAAUCGUCUUGCGAAGCAGCUCAAAAAACAAAAAACCCUUUCGUCUAGCGAGUUUUUUGUCUUGCGAGGCAUUCGUCUUGCGAGGUACCACUGUAUAUUCAUGCUGGUGGGGGAUGGCUGCAGACAAUAAAUCUUAAUGUUUUAUUUUAUGUGUUUAUAUUGGGUGGUAUCCAGUAUUGUCCGUUUGGUGGAAUGAAUGAAUAGCAGAAUGUCCCCUAACUCAUCAAAGCAUAUUUCGAGGAACUAGUGGUGAGGGGGAAUUUUGGGUAAAUACAUUAAAAACAUCAUUAUUAUGCAAAGCAAAAUCUUAUCACAUUCAAGUUUUAUCCAAGGCCUUAUCUCUCUGCCAGUCACCUUACUUAAGACUCAUUGAACAUAGUGUGUCUCAUUUCUGCAUAAGCAUGCAUAGGAUUAUGUUGUAAGACAAGGUUGGUUGGUUUAUGAGCAGUUAUUUAGCUGAUAUGGUUUUGCGUUUUCUAUGAAGCAAGACUGAAUAUUUUCAGCACCACAAUAUUUAUGUAAAUUACCAUGGAUUAGUUUGUCUUCCUGCUUUUGCUAGGUGUAUGUAGGUGCUUGUGGUAUGACAGAACAUUAGUUUAGUACUCUUAAACCAGUGAUGGCCAAACUUGGCCCUUCAGCUGUUUUGGGACUACAGUUCCCAUUAUCCCUGACCACUGGUCCUGUUAGCUAGGGAUGAUGGGAGUUGUAGUCCCAAAGCAGCUGGAGGGCCAAGUUUGGCCAUCACUGUCUUAAACAAUGGGGCUUUAGUAUGGAUCUGAGCUACUUUUUUAAAACGGCAUUUGUUUACUUGGAAGUAACUCUAACUAAUUUCAAUGGUACUUGCUUCUCUGUAUGCAUAUUUAAAAUUGCAUCCUUAAAAGUUCUGUAAACAUGCAGCUUCAUUUUUACACACUUCUUGAGAAAUCACAAGCCCUGAGCUUUCUGCCAGUUAAUUUGACCUUGUAUUUGAAAUAAAAGUGUAAAUUGUGUCAAGUUUUUGUGUGUGUUUACUAAAAUAAGAGCGCUCUUAAACAUACUUGAACAGAUCUACUGAGCAUGUCACAAAAAUAUCUGUUCUUGGUCGGUAUGGUGUGAUUAUGUUGGUACUUUCUUCAAGAACAUGUACUUGAUAAUUGCAGGAAGCAGCUGCUACAGUUAGCAACGAAUUCUAAGAGUGUACACAUUUGACUUGUGAAAAAUCAAGGAUGAUCUCAGUGGAUCUGCUUUCUGUUUCCUUAAACUGUAGCGUCUUCUAUACUUGAACCAAAUCAUAGGUUCAAGCUACAAUUUUGGUUCAGCUCGAUGAGUGUUCCAUGGAAGCUUACAUACUUCCUAUGAAUUUGACUGAUUUACUAGUUCUAUAUAUGGAUGGGGGAGAAACUGGAUUCAGUUUGCAUUUAAAUCCACCUAAUCCAUACAUUCCAAAAGAAGACGCAAACCAUAACCUAGCCAUCCUUUGAAAUUUGCACUUCUUUGAAUUUUGCAAUGCAGUUCUCCAGUUAAGGUAAAAUAUGCACAAAACUGCACUUAUUACUGAAAAUAACAUAUAUAAAUUCAUCAUACUGGGGACCAUUGCUUUCCAAAAAUGUCUGUAUUGGGCAGAAUUGAGUACAAAUGUAUAUAUCAGUAGAAGUGCACACGAAAAAUGCUGAUGAAUUUCCAUGAGGCUUAAAAAAAAUUAAAAUGUGGAGAACUGAACUUGAGAUUGGAAAAAUGAUGACCUGGGAGCAACCAAAAUCGACAGUUUCAUCUAUCCCUAGUUGCACAUCACAUUUUUUUGUCUCAAAUCUGAAAGCUGCUCACAGUGUUUGGAGAACAUCAACUGUUCAAUUAACAUUUGAACCCAUGCAGCAUAAAAAUGUAGAGCUUUUUGUUGGAUUCCAGUGUUUCCCAAAGUUUUGGUCCAUACUUGUAUGAAGGCAUUUAUGUCUUUGCAGAUUACUUGAAUAAAUUAUUUAGCACAUUCCUUACAGAAAAUAGAUUUAAAAUUCAAAGUUCUAAUGUCAAGUAUCAUUAAGUGCUUUUAAAAAACUGUGCAUAUGCUUCUUGGUUUGUUUGUAUUACUUACUACAAUUUAGGACACUGUGUAAUGGAAGAGCGAAAACAAGCCAUCAUGUUUUUAACCAGUGACGCACAACAGUAAUAAAUGAGUUGGAAAGAUAAACAUUUUUUUUUAGUUUCAAGAACCUAUUUGCAUCUUGAAACAGUGGUAAAGAAUUGUAUGUUAUCGCUUUCGAAAUAAUUAAAGAGGAAUGUGCAAUUUAAGUAGAGAGACUGCACUUGUUCCACUCCCGAGAGUUACCAAGAACACACAUGUAUGAUUGUGACCAAAUGCUUGGGAAUGGUACCUCUUAACCUCCCUUAAAAGCAAAGCUAAUAUUUUGAUUAAUUCUAUUUCCAUGGCCAGGAGAGUGUGGGAAGUGUAGAAACUGGGAUACCUUAGAUCAGGAGUGGCCAACUCCCAAGAUCUACUGACAGAGUUAAAAACUGGCAGUGAUUUACUCCCUUUUUUGGGGUUCGGGUCAAAGUUGUUAAGUUUUUUCAGGGAGGAGGUAAAAGGUUGAGCUUUUUUUAGGGGAGCCACAUUUGUUCAGCUUCUUUGUGGGGAGCCAGUGAUCUACUGCAGAUGUCCAGUGAUCUACCGGUAGAUCACGAUCUACCUGUUGGACCUGCCUGCCUUAGAUAAAGAGAGAACUUGCUCCCUUACUCCUAAAGGAAAGCAGGGUGGCUGCAGGCAGAAUGCCUAUCAAAUACAUGUGUUAAAUGUUAGGCUGCAUAAAAGUCAAGACUAUAGCAGACUUAACUUUACCUAAGUACCAUUUAUAACUACUUGCUGGAUCAAAGAGAUAGUGGGACUUAUCAACAUAAUGAUAGCAGCGCCAUUAGUUAGAGCUAAAAGGGACCAGGCUAGAAGACUGCCCUUUACAUGUAAUGCCAAACCAGAAUAAAAGGGGACGACUUAGGAUGGAAAGAAACACUCCUUAGCUCAGUUCUUUUACCUGUAUUAUUAUCAAGAUGGCAUAAAAGUUCUUUGGUUCUAAGGCUCUUUGAAAUCAGUCUAUUUAAAUGCUUGGAUGUUGCACAUACAUGUAGAAUUGCAGUGCCAGAAUUAAUGUUGAAAGUUGGAUCUACAACACUUCUAUUGCAGAGGGUUGGAAAAUAUUUAAUCACAGUCCUUAACAUCCAUAGUUAAGAUCUCACUUUAAUAAGGGUAUUUAUCUUGCAUUAUUCUGCAUUUUACGAAUAUUUCUGCAUUUUAAGAUAAGAAACAAGUUACCUUGACUUUACAAUGCUUUCUGUAAAUUAAUUCAGUUUGAGGUUUAAAAGCCAGUUUAAAUUUUGCUAGUUCAUGCAUUUCUAUUGUGAUAUCCAAGCAAAACCUCUUUAAAACAUAACUGCAAGACAACUGAGUUGAUUUACAUAAUGGAGGACAUAGGUUUGCAUAAUAUAUAAGCAUGAGCAACCUUUUCACCUCUGAGGUUCAUACUGUAUCUAUAAAAUAUCUGGUUCAUUAUAUCAAAUUGCAUAUUUUGCUUUAAUUUAUAUGUUUAAUAUCACUUAAGGAGAUGACUUCAGGUUGUGCUUCUCCUUUUGAUAAAUAAAUGGAUAAUUUAUUUAGACUGUUGCAGUAUGUAACCAUAUUGACACAUUGUAGUUGUCAAUUGUAUAUUCUUUUGUGUGAACCUGUAAUUGAAGAUGAUACUAUGGCCCAGUUUAUAUGUAGCAGCAAGCAAUAGCUAUUGGUUUACUGUGAAUGUAGAGAUCACUCUCGCUUCACUCCUCCAUCAGCAAAAAUGGGUGUUUGUCUUAGUCUUAUGUCCAAAUGGGCAAUUGCAGUCUGUUUUGCCCAACAGCAAACCCUUGUCUUCAUGUAAUGGCUUGUUUGAGGAAACCUUAACCCGCAGUCUGGAAGUAAUGCUAAGCCGAGGAUCUUGGUUUUGUAAUCCCCACUCAUUCUAGAAGAAAGGUGAAGCAGGAGCUAUUUGCACAUUCAUGGUAAACUGUUAAUUAAUAUUUAUAUGGUGUGCAAAUAAGUUCCUAUGAAAGAGUUGAAAUCUUAGUCUUUAUAGUUGAAUUAUAAUUUAUUUAUUUUUAUUUUAAGGUUUGAGCAGAUUCAAGAAAUCCAAGUCACUACUUGUUUUGCUACUACCAAAUUUUAAACCACCUUUUUCCUUCACAGAGCAAAUUCGCUUAAAGAAUUUAAGAAAAGUGUAUGGAAGAUGCCUGUGGUAUCGAUUACGGUUGUUAAAACCCCAGCAGAAUAUAAUUCCCACCAUAAAGUAAGUAUCGUUUAUUAUCUAGAAUUUCUGUUCUGCUACUGUAGUUAAUUCAAUGUUACUUUUCAGUUGAAAAUGUAAUGUUGCUUUCUGUAGUAUGAUGCCGGACGAUCAUCCAUAGGUCUUAGUAGACUUGUGGGUGGACUGACGGGAUCAUAACUAUAAAGAAGCUAUAAAGAAACUAUAAAGAAGAUCAAAGGUUGAACAACACAUCAUGGAAGGAUUCCACUGGGAAUCCAAAGUGAAUGGUUUGGAUCUGCAACUUUACUAAGGAAUUAUGCUCCUGAUUUUAAACUGUGUUCUGGGGUUCUUAAGAAGUUUAUUGGGGGUUCUUCAAUGUGAACAUAAGUAGCAGACAAACUUCACUGAAGGAUGAGUUACCCAUCACUAUUGAUAUUAUCUUAAGAAGUCUAGACAAAGGGAGGUGUUGGGUCUAUUUUAGGUGAAAUUAAUUAUGUGAAAUUAUGGAGGCCUGAUACUUUACAUGGAUUUGGAAUGUGAUGCAGAACAAUCCUACAGUCUUUUGUGUUUCAUGGGGUUCCAUGGACACCAUAGAUUUCUUGGCAGAUGAGUGUGUGUGGAGAGGGUUUCCUUAAGAAGUAUGAAUUAACUGGUUUGAAUGAAUUUACUUCACUGUUCUAUUAAGGCAGGUGUGCGGAGCCUUUGACCUCCAGAUGUUGCUGAACUACAACUCUUAUCCUUGACUAUAGGCUCUGCUUGCUGGGGCUGGUGGGAGUUGUAGUUCAGCAACAUCUGGAGUGCUAAAGGUUCCCCACACCUAUAUGAAGGCGUGUAUUGAGAAAUCCACAUUGGUUUCGCCUUCUUGGCAAGACAGCUUAUAUAGAUGCUUCCACUUGGUCAUCUGCUUCAGUGCACCACACACAAAACCCUUCCAUGCUUGUGUUCCCUUUUUAUAGAGUGCUACAGAGAGGAAUCACAUGCCCCAUGAUGGGCAUUCCUCCACAAUGAAAGGAAUAGGAGUUAAUAACUUAGAACUGAAGAGAGAUGCGUAAAAUUCUGGGGAAUGCUUAUUCAGUUUGCAUUGGUGAUAUUAUUCUGUUCCCAUUAAUUAUGAGAGGGAAUAGCUCUGCGUUUUUGGCCAUUGGGAUUUUUGUCUGUGAUACUGUCUUUUCCCAGCAUAUUCAUACAAACUGGUGGCAUACAUGUCUGAAAUUCUUACUUUAAUCUUUCAACUUCAACAGGAAAAUAGUUCUGCUUGCUGGAUGGGCACUGUUUUUGUUUCUUGCUUACAAAGUUUCCAAAACAGACAGAGAAUAUCAAGAAUACAAUCCAUAUGAAGUAUUAAAUUUAGACCCAGUAAGUAAUAUCCUUUACUAUUUAAUUUAGUUUUAAUUCAGUUCGGCAUAAAUUUACAUGUACAGAAUAGAAUAAUGGGAAGGUUAAAGUAGAUUUGAACAUGCUCAGCUGCCUAAAUGUAAUAAUACCAUAUACACCUUAGUUAUUUUUUCUGAUUAAGCAGUUUAUAAAACUUUAUAAAUAAAAAAAUAUGGGGCACAUAUUUACGCAUAUAUUCUUUCAAACAAGAUUCACUAUUCAAAGUGCUCUGUAAGUUAUACUUAUCAAUAAGCAAUAAAAUGAAGAUGGUAAUGGUAGCAAUGGCAGAAAUUUGAUAGGGGCAUAUCCUUCAGUCCUUUCCAGUCUGGGUUGGCAGUUUUGGACUGACAUGACUUUGGUGGGCAAUCCGUGCUUGAGCCUGGACAGGGAGGUUGUAUCCCCACUGAUUCUUAUGGGCUUCUCAGAAUUCUUUGGUUCCACUGAACCUAUUGGGACGAAUUGAACAUGAUACUAAGGUGAUCAUAUCAUCAGGUCAAGUAUUUGGGUUGGGGGAAUCCCCUUUUCCUCCCACACUGCAUACUGAUCUGGGGUGGUCAGUUUGGUUCCAACUGAAUAAGAGUCCUUUCAGCAUAUAGCUGUGGACAUGAACCCUUUAUGAUACAUCUUUGCCUUCACUUUGAUUGUCUAUUGAGUGGUGCUGAGAAAUUAGAGCAGGUGUCUUAAGCGGUAGAAGUUCUCAUUAAUAGGUUUGAUAUAACUAACUUGAAACUUUUACCUUAAUAGGGAGCAACUGUGUCAGAAAUUAAAAAGCAGUACCGUUUGCUAUCAUUGAAAUACCAUCCAGAUAAAGGAGGCGAUGAAGUUAUGUUUAUGAGGAUUGCAAAGGCAUAUGCAGCGUAAGUUUCUUAAUAAGUUCUGUAUAUAGGAUGGGAGGUUGAUAAUGCAGGCUAAUACUUGUUGAUACUUAACAUCAUGAUCUAAAUCUGAGUCACUUCAUCAUGCGAUGUCAGCAAUUGCUGCAGUAACAGCCUAAUAUUGCUUGUACUGAUUCUUGUCUUACCCUAGCUAAUUAGUAUAUCUCCUCCUAAAUGAGUAAGUUGAAGUUGCAAAAAACCCAGCUUGUAAAGUAGAUUAAUAUCAUCUUCUAGCACUCAGGUCUAUUGGUUUAGGAAAUCUCAUCUGAUAGCUUUAUUGUACUGAUGCUUUGCUCAUUUUGCCCCACCUUUAUGCUCUAGCACUGCAAUCUCUGCUAAAAUACUUUGUAAAACUCCAGAGACAUGGUGCAAAUUUGCAUGAUUUCCAUAAAGUUGGUGGUAAAUUUGGAACUCUGUGUAGCCCUUUGCUGAUAAACUUCCCUUUUGUUUGUUUGGAAUGAACAUCUGGGUGGUCAAAUAAGUUGUAGUCACUGAACAGCAGAGGGCACUGUUCCCUUAAGGAACAGUCAAGGAAGUAUUGAGGGGUUUUCUAACAUGCUUUCUGCCUUCAUUUGCUAGUUUAACUGAUGAAGAAUCUCGAAAGAAUUGGGAAGAAUUUGGCAAUCCUGAUGGGCCACAAGGUAGACCUAUAACAACUCCUCCUCCUCCUCCUCCUCUUCCUCCUCCUGUCUCCCUUCUGAUUGGGUUGCCCAAGCCACUCUAUAUAUCUAUAUCUAUAUCUAUAUCUAUAUCUAUAUCUAUAUCUAUAUCUAUAUCUAUAUCUAUAUCUAUAUAUCUGAGUUUAUUUAGUACUCCAACUUUUGUCCUUUCUGGUGGUGGUUGGAGUUUUAUUCAUUUUGUUCACUGUUACACAUCUUUGCACCAACUGCACUUUCCCAUACACCCAAAUCUAGCAUUUUUUACUGAGCCUCCCCCCCCCCAACUUAAUUAUCCAAAUAACCAGCCUGGAAAAUUUCUACAUGUUUUGCUUUGUGAAUUGAUUUUGAUGGGUAAGAACCUCAAAUGCAGUGUUGUCCAGCACUUAAUUAUAUUAAAAUACAUGUAAAUGAGUAACACUGACAUAAAUGAUUGCUUUUGUGCAGGCAGAGAUUGCAGCCAUAAUAUGCAAUACUUUGUAUGUGCAGUUUCCUUAUUACUCCAGUACAGUCACACAUGGUGUUCUCUGCCUGCAAAGAACCAACUCGCUGUGAAGCUGUAGCCAGGGAGCUGGCAGUUGUAUGGUGAGUUCCAAUUGCCAUGGCAUCAGCAGCACUGGGAGCUUGCUCUGUAGGCAUAGCUCUUCAGUAAGCUAUUCAGCUGGUCUGAAACCAGAUUGAAAUGGUUCUGAUAAUGAGUAUCAUUCAGAUGAGCUUGCAUGGCAGCCACCUGAUCACACUUUGGCCAAGAAGGCGAUAUUUGCAACUAGCCAAUAGUUGUUACAAUUUUCCACGUCUAAGGAAAAGUUCUUUUAGGAGCAAUCUCACAACCUCCUGUUUCAAGGCAGCUGGGACUUGAUUAGUUUCAUAAAGGAGCAUUCACCACUUCCUGGACCCAGCUGGUAUUCUUUCCCUAUACAUAGUUCUUUUUCAAGUGGUUAUCUGUGCUUUUUUUUUUUACAAAAAUCUGCUCACCCUUCCUCCUCCAAGUACCUUUUGUUUCUUGGUGCAUGUGAGGGAGUUGAAUGGAAAGGGCUAACCUAAUCUCUCAAGCCAUGCAUCAGUAGCAAAGGAUUCCCAUGAGGGUUAAGAACCUGAGCAUCAGCUCCCUGACUAGAACUCUAGAAUAUCCCAAUAGUUUGUUCUGCACAAAUGUGAAACUCUAUAUGUGAUUGCACAGACGGUCGUUUCAAGAACUUUAGUUCCUGUUUUCCCAACAUACAGGAAGUACUGGGAUAUAUUUUUUUUAAAUCCACAAUAUAUACAGCUUACACAAAUGCAUGAAUUCAUUUGAGUUUACUGUCUUACUAUUUCGUAACCUGUUUUCUUGUUCUCUGCAGCUACAAGCUUUGGGAUUGCGUUGCCAGCUUGGAUUGUGGAUCAGAAGAAUUCUAUUUUGGUAUGGUAACAUUCUGUUCUCUGCCAGUUUAACUGUUCAAGCUGAAAACCACAGUGCAGAUUACUUAUGCGUAUUCACGGGUUCUGUAGUCGUUUUCAGAAAGGUGACGAUCCAUGCAUGCAGGAUAUUUAUAAGCUUUGGCUUUUCUGUAACCAGCUGUGAGGAAGUGCUUAUGCACUUGCCCAUUCAGAGUUGUGGACUAGUUUUGUAAAGAGUUAAAAUGCAUCUAAAAUGCUUCAGCCCUGGAAUGGUGCACCCCUUGGAGUAUUUAAAAUGGUCUAGCAAGAAAAACUUAAGGUGGGCUUUCAGUACAAAUCUUAAAAUAUCCUACUUGAUUGCUUGUAAGUUUCUGAAAUUUUUACUCUAAGUGCUCAGUGGUUUAGUCCUUCAAACACCUUAACAUAUGGCUGUAAUGGUGAAGACUGAUUGCUCUAUCUGUAAUUACUUAUGGCUUGGUCAGAAUGUCUGAUUUUCUCCCAUUAUAUUCUUCUAGGUCCUGCUUGUUUAUGGAUUGGCAUUUAUGGUUAUUCUUCCAGUGGUUGUGGUAAGUAUUUAGGAAAGGGAAAAGGUGCAUUUUGGUAAAAGCUGGGGCUGCAGGCUCACUGGGCUUACAACCAUAUUCCACCUGCUCAUUCAUUGGCCCUGUAAGCACACUUUUACAAUGCAGAGUGUCAGAACUGGAGGCUAUAUUAUUUUGACAUAUUUCAAUGAAAUUAAUAGCUGUCACUUUUUCCUGUCUUGAAUGUUUUAGGGUUCCUGGUGGUAUCGAUCAAUACGCUACAGUGGAGACCAGAUUCUCAUCCGCACCACCCAGAUUUAUACCUAUUUUGUUUAUAAAACAAGAAACAUGGAUAUGAAAAGUAAGUUUCAAAGCACCAGUUAAAAGGAUGAAUUGUUGAAUUCUGCACUCAUUUGACUGUUCUUCAGCGUUUAAAAAUGUAACUCUCUGUGUGGAUUGCCUAAGCAUUCAAUGGAUCAAUGUUUCAGUAUGCUUAGGGGUUUCCUUUAGAAUGCUGCUCAGUUCCUUCAGGGAGACAUGGGAACUUAGGAUGGUAAGUAAAGUGGUGCUGCCACUUUAGACUCAGGUGGAGAUUUGCAUGACUUAAUGCUCUUCCUCCUAUAACCCUCUCUUGCCACAGAUAAAGAAUUAACACAUCUGAGUGAAAGCUAGGCUAAAACAGUUUUCCGUGAAAUACAGUUUUUAAUGCAGAUUUUUUUUUUAGCAGUUAUGUGAGCUUCUCCUUGCAGUGGUACAGUUCAGAUAUAUGCCUGCCUACCUCAGUGAGAACUAGGCCCAUUGUGGUGGCUGAGAAAACAGCUCCCGCCAGCUUUUAUUGUAUCCUGAUUUCCUUGUCUGGAAGCAGACCUGUGGGCAGUGGGAAGGCAUGCUAACACUUUUUUUUGGAGCUGGGCAACUGUAGUAAAAGGGUAUUUCCAAAUGCUUGCUUUGUAUUUAUAUUCUGGUUUUCUUUGCAGGGCUUAUAAUGGUUUUAGCAGGUGCUUCCGAAUUUGACCCGCAGUAUAAUAAAGAUGCAACAAGCAGACCUGUAGACAACAUUCAAAUACCACAGGUUUGCUAUUGCUGAGAAAUGUUAAACUACGAGUGUUGGUGCCAAAAUAUUAUUUAGUUAACCCCCUUCCGUUUGUCGUUUCAGCUAAUCAGGGAAAUUGGCAGCAUUAAUCUGAAGAAAAACGAACCUCCUCUUACCUGUCCUUACAGCCUGAAGGCCAGAGUGCUCUUACUGGCUCACCUUGCCAGAAUGAAAAUUCCUGAGACACUUGAACAAGGUACCUUGCUUGAGAAACCACAACAGCAUGAGGCUAGAACUAGGCCUUGAAGUGGAGCAUGUCAAGUCAUAAGUUCUGGUCUUAUCACUCUCUUGGUUUUUAUGGCCAGGCAUGUGUGCACUGUAUUUUUUUUAAAAAAGAAAAACCACAAAGGGAUCCAUAUUCCAUGCUAAGAAAGUGGAAUUAUGCAGCCUGAUAAAUACACUGAAUAACUUACUUUCAUUAGGCAUCAUUUAUAGCUUUUAGUCCUGGAAACCAUAUUGCACAUUUGAAAUCUUGCCUCUACCCCUGGGCAUAUCAAAACCUCUCUGGCUUCUGAGGUCUGAAGCUGCACCAAGCAAAAUUGGCUUCCCCACUCAGAUGUCAAAGAGAGAAAUAAUUAUACGACCUUCCGUAAUAUCUGAAGGCAGCCCUGUAUCGGGAAGCAUUUCAUGUGCUGUUUUCAUUCUGUUGUGUUUUUGUAUAUUCUGUUGGUAGCUGCCCAGAGUGGCUGGGGCAACCCAGUCAGAGGGGCAAAAUUGGACACAAACCAAUUUGAAAGUUUCAGGCUCUUCUGUGGAUGAAAGUGUCACAAACUGUGAAUCUUUCUUUUGACCUCUUGAAUCGGACUUCUUUGGGUUUUAGGGUUUUUUUUGGGGGGGGGGUUAUUACAGGGUUGAGAAGAGGUAAGUGUUGCAAAUAUAUCACCUCUCACAACCCUGUCCCCCCCUUUUUUUUGCAGAAGGGAAAGGAAAAACACUUUCUCACCCACCUACGGAGUUCCUGUUGAUUAGGCCUCCUCAGUGUCAUUGCAGUAUUAUUUUGAAGUGCAGCAUUUUACCUUUCUGCUUCUAUCCAUUUACUUAGGGUCACAUAAAGGGGCACACUCAGACACUACUGGGUUGGGGAGCUAAAAUGUCCCUCUGCUCUUGAUAACUCCAACCAUUAAAAAAAAAAAAUCAAAACCUGCUCCUAUCUUGUUUAAUUCAUUUGGACACAAUGGUCACAGAGUAGGACGGAGCUCCAAGGAAGGGACUUAGUUCAGUGUUAGCUCACCUGUUGGUUGCAUGUUGAAGGUUUCAGGUUCAAUUUCUGGUGCCUCCCUAGAGAGCUGCUGCCAGUUGGUGUAAGCAAUACUAAACUAGAUGGACCAAUGGUCUGAAUUGGUAUGAGGUAGCUCCCUGUGUUGCUGUUGCUUGAAAGAGGCCAUUUCAGCACUUGUUUGACAAGUUGCGCCUUCUACAAUUCCCUCCCUUUUUAUUAGCCUACACAGCAAAGGUGGCUAACCUGUGGCCCUCCAGAUGUUUUUGGACUACAGUCCCAGCCACAAACACCGGUGAUCAGGGAUAUUGUAGACCAUCAUCAUCUGGAGGGAGGAGAGAGAUGUACAUACAGUAAAGCAAUUGAAAGUGAUCAUGCUUUAGUUUUAGGUAAAUCUUAAGUAUAAGAUUGUUCUAAAGGGUGACACGAUUUUGAAAAAGUGGGAUGGGCCACACAUUAUGACACUUCUGUCUGUAUAAACAUAAGGAACAUAUGGCAAGGAGAUAUUAAUAGCAGUAUAACAUAAUCAAAAAAUGAGACAAAAGCUACACUGUGUGGCAAGAUUUACCUUAUAUACAGAACUGUUGAAUGUCUUAUGUCUUGCAGAUCAGCAGUUUAUCUUGAAAAAGUGUCCUGCUUUGCUUCAAGAAAUGGUUAAUGUAAUCUGCCAGCUAAUCAUAAUGGCACGUAGCCGUGAAGGUAAGAAUAAGCUUUAUUAUAUCCCAGCUUGUAAAAUAUACCUUCACACCCUCAUGAAUUCUACAAGAUAUCGAUAAUUUCCCCCUCAGAAUAAUUUGUUUCUAGGAGAUACAGGCAAUUUAUUAGGGAAAUAGUUAUAGAAAGAAGUAGCCAAUUUUCUGUAAAGAAAGAGAAAUUUUCUUAUGUGAAGUUGGCAUUUCAUGUAUUAUUUUUUUUAAAAAAGGCUUUUACUGACUUAUGUCAAAUCAAUAUCUAAGGGAGGUCUCCAACAAAGUAGUUACAUUAGCCCAAAGAUUUCCAUUUGCACAACUGACCUUAACACCCCUCUCCUCCCCUUGCCCUUCAGAACAGAUUUAUGGGGUACAGAGUGUGAGGAGGGGGGGAUUCUGUUGCACUACUAGAAGUCCUUGUGCUAAUGGAACUACUUCAUACCACCCUAAAUAUUUAUUUUGAAAAUAAGAUACUAAAGUGGGUAUUAAACUGUGUUGCAUUACUACACAAAACUUUGAAACAAAACAGUUUUUUUUUUAAAAAAACCAGUCUUCCCCCUUUUAAUAUUCUCUCCAGUUUCACUGAAGUAUGUAGUACAACCUUAGAGAAUUGACGUAUUUAGUAAAAACGCUUGUUGUAUUAAUUCCUGAGUUACUGAAAUGUCUCACUAACAGUUAAGUAUACAUUAUUUUUCUCCUUCUCUCCCAUUCCUCCAGAAAGAGAGUUUCGUGCUCCAUCAUUGGGUUCUCUGGAAAACUGCAUGAAGCUUUCACAGAUGACUGUUCAAGGGCUUCAGCAGUUUAAAUCUCCACUCCUCCAACUCCCACACAUUGAAGAGGACAAUCUCAGACGGGUUUCUAAUCAUAAAAAGGUAAGGUUCUGUAGGUCAUCAGGAGCCAUGUUCAAACUAACUUGCUCAAUCUAUGACUUGGAAAAAGUUAAUUCCACAAUGCCUUGACUCCGUUACUUAAUUUUCCAGAGAGUGCCACUGUUCAUACUUUCUGUUCCCACUGUGAUAGAUGUUAGCAAUAUCAAUAAAUUAUGUGGUAGUGGGUUUUAUUUUUGGAAAAUAGAAUUUUUGCUUUUUUUUACCCAGUACAAAAUCAAAACCAUCCAAGACCUAGUGAGUUUAAAAGCAUCGGAUCGCCACAAUUUACUGCACUUCCUUGAAGAUGAAAAAUAUGAAGAUGUUAUGGCUGUCCUUGGCAGUUUUCCACAUAUCACCAUGGAUAUAAAACCCCAGGGUAGGUGGUGUUCUAAAUGUCUGCUCCUCAUUAUUUGGUAUGCAUUCAUGGUGCACUUAAUGGUGUCUGUAGAAUUUAAAUUGUUUAGCCUUAAGGAAUUGCAGAUUUCCUGCAUUCUGUAGUCUUAGAUUUAGAGUUUGAGAAAGCUCUAGCUUGCAAGCCUAUCUUGGACUGCCAAUGGGUCCAAUUUGGCCUACAAAGUCGUUUCUCCUUUGCCAUGCCCACUUACCAAUCAGAAGACAUCAUCAGGUAACAUCAGUUGAUGGGCAGAGAGUCCAAUCCUGUGUCUCAGCAGCAUAUUUCCUGUGAGGAACACUCUGGUGAACCAAACACCUCUCCACACUCCUUGUGCCACAUUCAGAAAGUCCCUUGAGUCUUAACUUUCAGUUGGAUGGCUGGUUAAAGGUGCCAGUGAGGGCUUUAAGUUGCAUUUUCAAACUUCUUUUAAGAUACUCUCAAGUAGGAUUGCAGUCAUAAAUUUGACAGCUGAGUGAAGCUUAUUUACAAGGAAGCUAUUAAAUUGGGGGAAAAAACCAGCGUAAAUUGAUGUAUCCUUUCACCCCUUCCUCUUCCUUCCCAAGUUUUGGAUGACGAGGACAGCAACAACAUCACAGUAGGAUCGCUCGUUACAGUUUUGGUCACCCUAACAAGACAGACAAUGGCAGUAAGUAUUCUUAUUUGCACACAUUAUUUUUGGGUUCAAACUUUCAAAAAUGUAUAUUGAGCAAAAAAAACUUACUUCCAUCUAACUGCACAUCUGGUUCAUAAAUUGAGCAGCAGUGGUCAAUGAUAUGCCCUGAGUCAUCAUUGAUGGCCAAGGACCAUAUUUCAGUGGUAGAGCCCCUGCUUUGCCUACAGAAGUCCCAUGUUCAAUCCCUGGCCUCUCCAAGUAGGGCUGGGAAAGGCCCUACUUGGAGACCUGAAGACCUCAGGACUGUCUGAAACUCAGCAGUACUGAGCUAGAUGGGAUCAGUGGUCUCUAUAUAAGGCAGGUUCCGAUGUUCUCAUGUAUUAAGGGUCACUGAAGAUAAAACACCAGAGAGAAGAAAAUUUCAGACCUCACAUUCACAUACUUUUUUGUGCAGUCAGCCUCACAUACUCAGCUGCCAAUCAUUUGGAAAGCAAGUGAUUUCAUGGUGGUUAACCAGUUUUGUAGACUGGAUGUAGGAUAAUAAUAAUAAUAAUAAUAAUAAUAAUAUUUAUACCCUGCCACUCUGGGCAGCUCCCAACAGAAUAUUAAAAACACAAUAAAACAUCAAACUUAAAAAACUUCCCUAAACAGGGCUGCCUUCAGACGUCUUCUAAAAGUCAGAUACAGUGGUACCUCAGGUUACAUAUGCUUCAGGUUACACACUCCGCUAACCUAGAAAUAGUGCUUCAGUUAAGAACUUUGCUUCAGGAUAAGAACAGAAAUUGGGCUCUGGUGGCGUGGCAGCAGCAGGAGGUCCCAUUAGCUAAAGUGGUGCUUCAGGUUAAGAACAGUUUCAGGUUAAGUACGGACCUCUGGAACAAAUUAAGUACUUAACCUGAGGUACCACUGUAGUUGUUUGUUUCCUUGACAUCUGAUGGGAGGGCGUUCCACAGGGCGGGUGCCACUACCGAGAAGCCUCUCUGUUAAUAACUAGAAUCUUCAUAUGUUUGAGGAGUGAGCUAGUGCCUUGCCCAUUCGGAACACUGAGUCGAUCAUGAAUUCAUGUUGUUGGUAUUGUGAGACUAAUAGACUUUGCUUGCCUCCCUAUUCAGGAAGUAUUCGAAAAAGAGCAGUCGACCUGUUCAGCUGAAGAGCAGCCUGCGGAGGAUGGCGUAAGUUCAGAACUAGUGGUUUUGGGUGACUAUGUUGCAUCUCAAUGAGCUCCUUAUGUUAGAAAUAAAUGGAAAUACAGCUACAUUAAAAGCAUGCUCCUCUGCUGUUUGCAUAAGUAUCCCACUUAACCCUGUCUCACUUAACCAUGGCUGUCAAGAGCAGUGUGAUCGAUGUUGGAAACUAGAGCAGAUCUGCGCCUGCUAAAUCUCGCGUGCAGCCACCAUUUCUGAUGAUAGUUAUGCAGUGUCUUGUCUCAUCUUGGCUUGCCUUUCUCAUUGCCUUGGCUUUUCCCUCCACCAGCUGACAUGUAGCAUGUGUUGUCCAUUGGCACUGGGGAGGCUGGCUAUCAAACGGAAUGCUCUGAGAUCCAGAGGUGUCCUGGCGGAUACUGUUGCCCGAAGGCUUGCUACUUUGCUACAAACUUAAAAGGCUCUGAGGUUAUCGGUUGUAACCUUGAAAGCAGCUUGACGUGGAAGCGUCCACUCUUGAUGUUAAACCCUUGUUUACUUUGCAGCAAGGCGAUGCUAACAAAACGAAGAGCAAAGGAUGGCAGCAAAAGAACAAAGGGACAAAGAAGGCUUCAAAAUCAAAGAAGAAGAAAGUUGUGAAAAAGAAGCCUGCACCAGCCCCUCUUCAGCAGACAAAGCAGCAGAAGCAAAAGCAAGCAAAUGGAGUUGCAGGGAGUGUAUGUAUCAGCACAGAUGGGAGUGGGGAGGAGCGGCUAAGCUAUGGGACCUAACAGAGAGCACUGACUAAAAUCCUAGGGAAAAGUAGAGUAGUGUUUAAGGCAGCCCUUUUAGAAGUCAAAAUCAAGCCAACAAGCUGCAUAUUGUAGGCAGUGUAAAAUCACCUUACUCAGGUUAGAAAAAACUCAGGUUAGAAAAAACAAUGCUGUUAUUCAGGAUUCGAAGGCAGGCCCCUAUAUCAGUUGACAGAAAGUAAUGUUGCUGUCCAUCCUUAUCUAGGACUCACAGAGCGGAGACGGGGGUGUGUAUAUGUAUUACAUCACACACACACACACACACACACAUAUAUGUUUAUCUAUGAAUAAAAACUGCAGUAUAUCAGACUUUGAUUUUAGAUAGAAUUUGAUAACAUGGCUUCAUUUGUUUCAUUAGGAAAUAUUAGUUGUCAGCCUUUUCGUAAGAUUUUUCUAACCGUUCUUUGAAGAGAUGGACAUGGCUACAGCAGAUGCCAGGAACCUUUCACCUGCGGGCCACUUUUGGCCUGUAAAGCCGUUUUCCCCAAACCAUGACUGCCUGUCCCACACAAGACAUCAUUUGUGACAUCAUGUGUAGGGCAGGUAGGUAGGGCAGGGCAGUGCAGUUGGGGGCAUUGAAGUGUGCUCCUGAUUUUGCAUUGGCAAGAGAAAGCAGGUUUUGUCUUUACUGCCCAUCAGCCGUUGGGUGAUAGAGCUAAAGUCUACUGCAUCGACUGCAUGUGGCACUUUGAAGUCCCAAAUCACUUGGCAUAAUUGUGACAUCGAGUGAUUGACAGGUGGCAUUCCUGCCUGCCUAUCAAAUUUGUCCUGCAGUGCUGAAAAGCCAUCCAUGAAAUGGAAGGAUUCAGUGCAGUAUUUGAACAAAUCUUCUGUUCCAUCUUAUGCCAUCAGUGUCAGAGCUCUUGAGUACUGUUGUUAAAGUAAUCACAGGAUUGUCCUUUUUCUGUAGGAAGUUGUAAAGGAAGACGAAGAUGAAGUUUCUGAUAAAGGGAGUGAAUCUGAUGAAGAUGACACUAAUAGAGACUCUUUAAGUGACAAAGAUGAUGGAAGCGACAGAGACUCCGACAGAGAACAAGACGAGAAACAAAGCAAGGAUGAUGAAGCUGUAAGGCUCACUUGUCAGUGUGUGAUGUCAUUGCAAUGUAACAUCAAUAAUAGGAUGGUGGUCGGCUGAUUAUAACCAUGUGUACUGGGAAAACUUUUUUGUCGUUAAGAGGGCCGUCAGAGUUCUUGCAUCUGUGAAAAGGGGGAAAUGCUGUUUCUCAGCUAAGAGCAUUGUUGAAGGGAAUAAAUCAAAGACUGCUAGUCAUGAUAAGCACUCCAGUAUCAGAAGCAGUCUGCUUCUGAAUAUCAUUUGCUAGGAAUCACAAGUGGAAAGAGUGCUGCUGUGCUUGGGUCCUGCUUGUGGGCUCCCAAUAGAUACCUGGCUGGCCACAGUUCAUAAAAUGCUGGAUUAGAUGGGCCAUUGGUCUUUACCAGGACUGUUCUUAUGCUGGAAAAACACACAGACGCACAUUUGUAUGCACGUCUCGAUAAUGGAUGAGCUUCCUGUAUAAUUCCCCAUAUAAAAUCUCCACUCUGCAUUAGAAGCUAUGAUAGUACUGUAUAGUAAUUAUUGCAUUGCAUAAGUUUGUGCACGCUUGGUUCUAGAACUAGAAUUCUGGAAGACUGUGUCUCAGCAAUGUAUAGGCUACUGCUUAUAAUAUUUUAAGUGCAGAGAGGACUGAUGGGUGAGGAAAAGAAUUGGGAUAUUGUUGAUACGGAGAAAAUCCAUGCCUUGGUUGCAGAAUAUAAAGCUCUGAAGCUGGUUAUUUCUGUAAUAUGGAAAUAUGUUGGGGGUUUUAUUGAAAGAUGGCAAUGAUAACUGGUAAGAACUGAUUUCAAAAAACUUUGUCCUAUCAUCAUUGUCAGUAACAUUAAGAUGUUUGUAUUCCCGUUUUCAUUCACCUACACUUCCUACCACGUUGUGAAAUUACUUUCUAAAAUAUGCUGAAUACCUCUUCUCUCUCCAUUAGGAGUGGCAGGAAUUACAGCAGAGUAUACAGCGCAAGGAACGGGCUCUCUUGGAAACCAAAUCAAAAAUAACCCAUCCUGUGUACAGUCUCUACUUUCCUGAGGUCAGCAGAUGGAGAGCUAAAUAAUGUUGCAUUGAAAUCAUUCUCCUUUUGACAAGUUAUAAAGCCAAUUUAAGUAUAAAACUUGAUUCUGAAAUUAAUAUUAUAAAGCUUUUUUUAAAAGCUUUCAUGACAGUUGUUCACAAAAUAAGGGAGACCUGAAGACUUCAAACUCUGCAGUACCUGGCUAUCUUUCUGCACAGCCAUACUCUUAUACUUCCCCCAUUUGUUCAGGAGCAGUUCCCAAUGUGGUGUUCUUGUAAAGUGGUAUAGGAAACUGCAGUCUCUUGAGUUUUGCUGGGGAUCUUGGCAAUAACUUCUUUAGAUAUUCCAUGCUGUACUCUCUGCAGAAUGUUGAGCUGGGAUUUGCUGAGGUUGUAUCUUCUCAUUAGACUACUAAAUAAGCUAUUUCGUGAUAAGUGGAGCUAAGAACUGCACAGGUUGCCGUGGAACCUUGCCCUCAUAUUCAGUUCCAUAAACAUACUGAUUUCCUGGCAUGCUUAUGUUUACCACCCAUCUGCUUGAAAAGAGCAUUGCCCACUCCACAGGUAGUGUGCCAGCUUAAUCCAGACAUGCACUCUAUUCUAUCAGUGAUCUGCUUAAAAAGGAAACCUUUAGAACAGAAAUCUAAAUCUUUCUUGUCAAGCAGUGCCAAAUAUUGGGCAACAUGCUUAGUUUUGUCUGACACUUAAGACUGCUCUGUUUCUUCAAAAUUGUGCCAAUCUCAUUAAUAUUGGCUUGCCAUAUGAACAGUUUAUUCUUUGUUCAUCUGCCAUGCUAGAGUGCAGAACUAGCCAUUGUGAUUAAUAUUUUAGUAACACAACAGCCUUUAUUUUUUUGAAAACAAUUGCUCUCUUUUUAAUCCCUAUUUAGAGAGUGUUUUGUACCAUUGGGAGUGCAAAUUAACACACAUCAGUUAGAUCUGUUUUGUGGAAAUUGGAAACACUGGAAAUCUGUUUACACAAAAUUAAGUACCACAAAACUGAAACAAGCAGACCCUUCUAUGAAAGGUAGAAAUAUUGACCCCUAACAGAGUGCUCAUGGUCAGGAUGCCAGCUGCAUCCUCUUUGAGGUCACUAUAACUUGUGGUGGGCUCAAGCAGGCCAGCUUAACUCCCUCCCCUCUCAUUUUCAGUUUUUCAACCUACUAAAACUCCUGGAAGUCACAGAGAACCCCAUCCCUAUUUGGAUAUUUCUGGGAGGGGGGGGCGUUGUACAUGUAAGAACGGACACUUCACUGUUCACCUGAGCAUUUGAUGCCUGUCUGUUCCUGUUGUGACCCUAUUUGGCUCAGUCAUGUUGGCACUCAAACACCUGAGUCUACUAUUAAAAGAAGCAAAUAGAUACCAAAGACGGACAGGACAGGCAGUACUGGCGUGGUCAUGGAGACGACCCUAUUAUGGACUCUCUAGAUCUCUCUUCUUAAGUGGCGUUUAAUCUAGGCAAUUUAGGCCUAGUUAUCUCAAGCAGUUGGUAAGGCGAUAAAUCGGUGUGCCAGGUAUAUUAUUUAUUAUUAGUUUACUAUUUUAUUUUGUCUACUUAUGCAACACUUACUAGAUCUAAAAUAUCGAAAUGGUUUACAAUAAGGAGUCAGAGACUAAAGCAGUGAAGAGUCAAGGGGUCUAUAUCCCUUUGUAAUGCAGGUGGCAGCUCUCAUAUGAUUGGGCAGAAGAUUCUGACACAGAAGACAAGCAUGUAAAGGAAAAAGCUAGGCUUAGAACCCUCCUUCCCAACAUCUAACUUUCUGUAUUCAUAAAGGGGCAAUCCAUAUUGACAGCUUCUAACCUCAGUCUAAAUCAGGCUUCCUCAACCUCGGCCCUCCAGAUGUUUUGAGACUACAAUUCCUAUCAUCCCUGACCACUGGUCCUGCUAGCUAGGGAUCAUGGGAGUUGUAGGCCAAAAACAUCUGGAGGGCCAAGGUUGAGGAAGCCUGAUCUAAAUGAAGUAGUAUAGUUGAGACCCAAACCUAGCACUUCAUCUGUGCUUUCCAAAAACGUCACUGCCUAAAAUGGCAAUAUUUUGACUCCCUGGUCUAUAUUAAGGGUGGUGAGGUGCAGCAAGGAAGAAGCUAAGAAAGCUUUCUUGGGAUGAGCCAAUUCAACCAAAGCGCUUGCAGCUCCUGCUGAAUGUACAAAAAUGCACAAGUUUUCAAAUUGAAAAUUCAGUUUCACUGAUCUAGGUAAGGCUUUCUUUUUCUUUUUUCUAACGUCCUCCCUAUUUUUCUCCUGAACAGGAAAAGCAAGAAUGGUGGUGGCUAUAUAUAGCAGAUAGGAAGGAACAAACACUAAUAUCUAUGCCAUAUCAUGUGUGUACACUAAAAGAUCGGGAAGAGGUAAAGUAUCAUGUUACUUUCCAACAUUUGUUUGAACCACUGGUGUAGCAGUAAGAUACUUAUUCCCAUUGACACUCUUAUUCUUAAAAAAACACCCCCAAACCCAGCAAGUAUAAGUCUCUCCUCUCUUCCAAGGGAAAGGAGCUACACCUCUCAAAAGUAGAUACAAAUAAUUAAUAAAAGAGAACUAAUAAUGGCUGCUGUUUAACUUGUUGAGCAAUCAUGGGGCACCCAUUAUUCUUGGUGGUGGUGGUGGUGGUUAUUGGUUUCUAUUGAUUUAUUAGUUUAUUUCUUGCUUGUACAGUAUAGGAUAUUUUGUUUUUUAAUGUUUGAUGCUUUGUUGUGUUUUAUAUAUGUUGUAAGCCACCCAGAGUGGCUGGGGAAAUCCAGCAAGAUGGGCAGGAUAUGAAUUUUAAAAACAUUGUUAUAAUAUUAUUAUGAUUAUGGGCUUUUCUGUUCAUUUUAUCAAAACUGUUUCACAGCUCUGCUUGUAAAUGUCUGCUUAUAACUUGAUGUUGUUGUGGAUUAAUUUUGUCUCUAGGUAGAACUAAAGUUUCCUGCACCUGGCAAACCUGGAAACUACCAAUAUACGGUUUAUUUAAGAUCAGAUUCCUACAUGGGCUUGGACCAGAUUAAACCAUUGAAGGUAUGCUCUCUUAACACUUGCGGGUUUGGGAGGGGAGUUUUUGCAAAUUCACUGCAGAGAUUGAAGGUGACUGUUGCUAUAUAGAAUUUAAUGUACACAGUCUUGUGCUAUUCUACAAUUGUGAUUUCUUCAUCAAUGCUGGGUUUUUCAUUUAACCAAAGGAUCGUUUAUCUUUGGAACAAAGUUCUGCUUAAGCACAAGCAACGAGAUCCAAAGAUUGCAACUUCAUUUACAACUGCAAGUUUAAAAAAUCUCUAACUUGGCUUACCACCCAAAUAUAUGCAUAUCAAUGCAAUCACACACAGAUCAGUGAUAGAGCCAUUUACAAUGCAAAACUAAGAUAAAACUGCCUUCGGGGUACCAAAAACAGAUCUAGAAGCUUUGGUGUGUGCAUUUCCCUGUGUAAAUGCAUUCCAUACCCUUGGGGCCAGUGAUUCCGUAUCUGAUACUGAUAGCACUUCCUUCCGUUAGAAGAAGGAGGUGGAAGUAGUGCCUUCCCAGGAAGUGUGUAUUGUGGUUUCUUGCCUGGAAGAAGAGCUUUUCCCAGAGAUUUUGUUCCACAAAUGAGCUCUGCUUGAUCAAAAUGCUUCGCCUCUUAUCUCAUUCUUGCGGCAGUGCACAUCUGUGUGCAUAUCUACAAGAGCAGUUAUUUCUGUUCCUCCUUGGCUGGGACCUAAAGGAUCACAAUCUGCAUGCAUUAAGAUACUGGUAGGAAACAUUUAUCUCUCUCUCUCGAGAGAGAGAUUCAGAUAUAUCAGAUGGAGUGGGGUCAGGGGUCCCUUACAAGGGGCUAUUUAAGAGUGCUGGGGAACAUAGUGGGGAAGACAGUGCCAGUAAUUCCCUUUUGCAGGUGUCCCUUCCACUUACACUAGCGUUAGAUACAAUCCAGGAUAGCAGUGCCACUUGCAGAGCCACUUCAGUGCGACAUCCGGGGAUGUAAAAAUGAACUAGUUAGGAGUCUACUUUACUUUUUUAAAAAAUAAUUGUAGUAUGUAAAUGAGCCAUUUAUAUGAGCUAAAGCAGAUUGACUCCUGCUGACGGAGCCCCUUAAUAAUAAUAAUAAUAAAAAAAUAAUUUUAUUAUUUAUACCCCGCCCAUCUGGCUGGGUUUCCCCAGCCACUCUGGGUGGCUUACAGCAUAUCUAAAAACAUAAAACACCAAGCCUUAAAAAACUCCUGAUACAGGCUGCCUUCCAGACGUCUUCUAAAAGUUGUGUAAUUCUUGAUCUCCUUGACAUCUUGGAUGGGAGGGCGUUUUACAGGGAGGGCGCCCCUGCCGAGAAGGCCCUCUGCCUGGUUCCCUGUAACUUCGCUUCUUGCAGUGAGGGAACCAGUAGAAGACCCUUGGAGGAGGACCUCAGUGUCUGGGCAGAACGAUGGGGGUGGAGAUGCUCCUUCAGGUAUACUGGGCCGAGGCUGUUUAGGCUUUAAAGGUCAGCGCCAACACUUGGAAAUGUGCUCGAAAAUGUACUGGGAGCUAAUAUGGUCUUUCAGGACCGGUGCUAUGUGGUCUCGGCGGCUGCUCCCAGUCACCAGUCUAGCUGCCGCAUUCUGGAUUAGUUGUAGUUUCCGGGUCACCUUCAAAGGUAGCUCCACAUAGAGCACAUUGCAGUAGUCCAAGCAGGAGAUAACCAGAGCAUGCACCACUCUGGCGAGACAGUCCGCGGGCAGACAGGGUCUCAGCCAGUGUACCAGAUGGAGCUGGUAGACAGAUGCCCUGGACACAGAAUUAUUGUGCUCAUUGGGCUGUCACUGAGCUUCAUCUUUUGGCUUCUCUGCUUCUGCACUUUCCCUUGAAGUUUAUUGUUUAUCAUUAGGCUUGCUGUGUGUGUACAAAGUACUUUACUGAAGUAUUAUUAUUAUUAUUAUUAUUAUUAUUAGCCUUGUAACAUAAUUCAUAAUUCUGUAAGCCCCAACAACUUAAAUAAAAUAAUUCAUCUCUGUGUUCUAACUCGCUUCCAUCCUUUUCUGGACAAUCUCUCAAACUCUAUUUGCAGCUGGAAGUUCAUGAAGCUAAACCAGUGCCAGAAAACCAUCCACAAUGGGAUACAGCAAUAGAGGGAGAUGAGGACCAGGAAGACAGUGAAGGUUUUGAAGACAGUUUUGAGGAAGAGGAGGAAGAGGAAGAGGAGGAUGACUAAAACAGUACCAUGAACUAACUUGUGUUACACGGGAUAUCUCUACAAACUUUUGACCUGGGAAGGGAUAAAACAAAAACAGUGCAGAAGUACUGAAGAUGGAUUUUUUUUUAAAAGUUUCUCUUUACCAAUUAUGAGUGCUUUAUGUAACUUCCCAGUGGAGGUCUUUUGAUCAGUUGGUAUAACCUGGAAGAUGCAUAGGGCUCUUUUACAGCCUUUAAGUACAGGACGGUGCAUUUAUUUCAACUGAAAAUAAAAGCUUUUUUAUUCUAAAUGUCCAGACGUGUGGGCUAUGUUGUCUGAUCAACUUUUGGUCCAAUAUAUUAAGAGGUACUAUUAUUAAAUAGAAGCAAUCUUUAAAUCAACUUUUCACACUAGAAAGUUUAUUUUAUACGUUGAAGCCUCCUGUUGAAAUUAACACCCCCUUGAGUUUCUGUUUUGGUAAAAUCCAAAAGCAGUUUUGCAGUGAUACAUGAACAUUACUGAAGCUGAGAUUUAUAGCUUUAAACUUUCUGUUUUGUUUUGGACUUCAGAAUUGGCAUCCUACCAUUAGUUGGGGACAUUCCAUAUUGUCAUGAGGGCUGAUUUUUUUUUAAAAAGACGUAAUCUACCUUAAGCAGAGGGGAACUUUUGCCCCAUACUCUCAUGCAGGUUAUAAAUGUUUCUGAAUCUUUCAAUGGCUUAAAGCAUAUUUAAGCAACUAAUAUCAGCAAAUCAUACAGAAUUAAUUUAUUUUGAUAAAACUGUAUGUAUCAAAUGACUGUGGGACCAUAUGUUACUCAAUGUGGUGGCUUAAUACAUAACACCUUUUACAAAAGGUAACAAUUAUCAAAGCUGACAUUCUUGGCUUUUAAUCUACCUUAACCCUGUCAGAAGCCUUUUAGGACAGACACAUAAGGCACGCUAAGAUGGUAUGUUCUUGUAUUUAUUGAGAACAAUUCAAAAUAAACUGGACUAAAUUUGAUAAAACGGCAUUACAGCAGUGCAUUUUUCCUCUCUACUGAGGGCCGAACAGGGGUGCUAGCAUGGAGAACCAGGCUUCAUUCUCAACAUAAAUAAUUGUUUUCGAUUUUUAAGUGUAUUUCUGGAGCGUUCUGUGAAGGAUAAGCAAAAACUUACUACGAAUUUCAUUUUCUGCCCACAUGUAAAGGUAAUAACUAUUGAUGUGGUUAGAAGCUAUAGAAAUACAUCUGAAUGUCAAUCAUGUAGUAAGAUUUUUAUAGCUAUAUGUUGAGGAACUGCAAGACUGAAAUACUGUAAAACAUUUGUGACAAAUGAGUUUGUCAUAACAGGAACAUUUCCAUAUAAUGGAAGCUGCCCAAAAGCCAAAUGAGCUGCUCACUAAUUUGUGACCUUGUUUAUGAAAUAGAGGAUUGUCACUUUAAAUGCAAACUUACAUUGAUAAUAUUUCUUUGUAAUUGCAAUAGUUGCAAAUAAAAUUUGAAAAAUGUCCUAAAUGCGAAAAUGGUUUCAUU